Molecule: messenger RNA, 2625 nt
Organism: Vespa mandarinia (Asian giant hornet)
Lineage: Eukaryota; Metazoa; Arthropoda; Insecta; Hymenoptera; Vespidae
Molecular function (GO): RNA uridylyltransferase activity
Source: RefSeq, a predicted model, not a curated record
CUUAUUUCUUAGGAUUUACUUAAGAAGAAUGAUUUCUUUUGUAUUGCACAAGUAGACAUAAUAUAUUUCACAGAAAUAUUUUCCUUUAUUAUUCGUAUUUAUAUGUGGCCUACGUUACGACUUACGCUUUCAUAAAAGACCUAUUCGAGCGAUGUGCAAUAGAGAAACGUGAAUAAAAUAAAUUUUUAAAAAAGAUAUAUUUAUAUAUAAAAUAACUGAAUAAAUAUUUUUUACAUAAGAAAAAUAUAUUUUAUAAUUAAAUAUAAAUAUACAUAUAUAUAGCGGUGUACAAGUAGGACUACAGAUAGUCAUCUGUUAACGAUUCUGCUGGCAGAGAUAAAUUUAAGAAAAUAACAUUAAAAUGGCCAUCAAAGAGAGUGAAAUUUCUAAUUUGGACGAAUUGAUAAAAAAUUUUAAGAUAUUAUGUUUGGUAAGAAAAGAACGGAAUAUUGACACUAUAUCAUCGCAACAAUCUGUUGCAUCUUACUCGGAACUCAAACAGGAACCUGCCAAUUGUAAAACGAAUGAUGAUUCUAAUCUAUAUAUACCUAAUGAUGUAUAUAAGGAGAUUAAUGCAUUUUUGAAGUGGCCAAUGAAUAAAAAAAAAGAUGUUCUUAAAGUGCGCAAGAAAAACAAUGUUAUUAACCAUUUUAAAACUACAUAUACAAUUGAAUUGCUUAACAUAGAAAAACAAAUAUUUACCAUUUCUAAAACAGCAAAAAUUAUAAUUAUAAAAAGUUUUGAAUUUUCAUGCAUAUGUAAAGAUUCUCAAGCGAGAUAUUGUUUUUUUUGCAACCAAAAAGUAUCUGAUAGUUUACAAAUGUUUUAUGAACAUAUACAUACUUUUACACAUAUACAAAAUCUUAAAAAAAUGAUAUUGCACCAUAAGUGCUUUGAUAUAGCAUUAAAGUAUAUGGAAGAAACUAAUAAUUAUUGGAAAUGUUAUAAGUGUGAAAUGUUAUUAUUAAAAUAUCAUGAGAAUAUGAAACUACAUAAUAGAAAUAAAACGGAUAAGAAAAUAUUUUCAGAUUGCUGUGAACAAUCCAAAAGUCAAUGUAACCUUCUUUUGAAAGAAUUUGACAACUAUUGGUAUAAUAUUCAUCAGUAUGCUUGUAUACCUUGUAAGAAACAAUUUAAAAUCAAAUUAAGUUUUUUAUACCAUAUUGAUAAUUUACAUAAACAUGCAAAAAAUAUUGUAUAUGAUUUCUGCUUACCAUGUGCAUUAUUAUGGAUUUCAAAUGGAAGAGAAUAUUGUUUUUCAUUUUCAAUACAUUGUAGGAAUGAAAUGCAUAAAUUUUUGAUAAAUAGCCUAGAUUUUGUAAUUGGAGAAUUACCUUCGCGUGCAAAAGAAUUACUUGAACACGUAGAAGAGACUGCAGAAAACUUAUUCAAAUUAUCAGAAACUGCAUUAAAAUCUGACUUAAUAGAAAAAAACUUUUUAAAUCCAUUAAAAUCUUUAUUAAAUACUGAAUUCCCUAGAUUAAAAAUGUAUCCAUUUGGAUCAAGAAUAGCAGGCUUAGGCUUUGCAAGUAGUGAUGUAGAUAUAUUUAUUGACUGUGAAGGGAUUGCAUAUGAAUGCAAUAACUACUAUAGAUUAUCAUCUAUAACAAAUUAUAUGGAUAUUAUCAAAAAAUGUUUACAGCAAGACAAAGAUAUAUGGGAUGUGCAAGAAAUAUUGAAAAAGUGUAGAGUACCUAUUAUAAAAUUAAGACAUAGACAAACUGGAUUACAAUGUGAUCUUUCCUUUUCUAAUGGCUUAUCGGUUGAAAAUACUAAAUUAAUUAAAUCCAUUAAUAAAGCAUGUCCACAAGGUAGAAAAUUAAUUUUAUUUGUUAAAAAGUGGCUAUCUCGCUGUACUUUACCCGGUUAUCAUUGUAUUACGAAUUAUGCUCUUGCCUGGCUUGUUAUAUUUUAUUUACAAAUUGAAAAGUUUUUACCAAGCAUUGAUACUUUAAUAAAGCGGAAAAAUAAAUCAAAACUUAUCUCUGGUUGGGAAACUGGAGUCGACCAUGACAUUCAAGAUAUAGUUGUGAACAAAUCUUUUGAUCAACUACUAAGAGAAUUUUUUACCUUUUAUGGUCAUUUUAAUUAUAGAGAUUAUGUUAUUUGUCCAUUAAUUGCUGAUACAGUAGAAAAAAAAUAUUUUAUAGAUAUUUUUAAAUUACCGAAAGCAAUGAAUCUUUACAUAGAAUAUAUUCAAGAAUCGGCCAUUAAUACAAACUUUCGUAUUGAUUCUUCAAUAUGUUUACAAGAUCCAUUUGACUUAUCACAUAAUUUAACAAAAGCUGUAGAACCUCUUACGUUAAGAGCUUUCAAAAAAUAUUGCAAACUAAGUGCAAAUAUUCUAAAUAACAUGAUAUAAUUAUAAUGUGAAAUAUAAAAAUAUACAUCAAAUAAAUAAUUCACAUUAUAACACUAAACAAUUUUUAUCGAUUGUUUUAUAAGCUAAAUUAUAGUCUUAAAAACAUAAAGAAAAUAAUAUUAUAAUAGUCAUAUAGCUUUGAUAAAUUACUCUACAUGCGUACAAUUUACAACAAUGUUAGUUAAUAAUGAUUGUUAAUGUUAACAUAUAUUUUCUAUAUUUGUAAAAUGUUUUACUACACGAAUAAAGAAUAUUUUCUUAUA